AAUAUAUAAAAUUCAUUCAUUCAUAUUUUUAAUAUUAAUUUUUUUUGCAUUGUAGUAUGACAUAUUAUGAAAACAAUCAAGUUAACGUUCUUAGAAAUCAAUCUUCUCCCUGCGCUCAUCAAAAGUUUCACAUUUUUCUUUUAGGAACCGAAUUGCACAAUGACACCAAGCUACUUAGAACUAUAAAGAAUCUCGGUUUGUCGGUAGGCCUUCUCGAUACCCAAGACUUUGGCGACAAUGUUUUGGUAGGCCUGGUCAAAAAUACUGGUGAUGGAAGAGGAAUAGGUGGAGGGGUGCCAAACUAUAAUACACCUAUGGGUAAACGCUUUCCGCCCUCAGCCUUUGAUGCCUUAGCUCAAAAAAGAGCCAUCCCUGCUUUCAACGACCAACAACUGGGCCCGCUCAAUCCUAAUUUUCUCCUUGGCGAUCAUAAAAGCACUGGAGACAAUAUUGGCGUACUGAUGGAAACUUCCCAUAAUAACAUAAAUCUCAAACAAGUUGAUAUGAGCCCCGCAAGCUUGAGUAAUUAUGAUAUCGCGAAUAAUAAAUCCAUUGGUUCGGGGAAAUCAUCUCUCAAAGGUUUCCGACGAUUUUCCACUUCCAGACUACCCCCAGUCUUCCAACACUUCCUCGCUAAUCCUAAUUCGAACCUUAAUCCAACUAAUAAUAUUAAUCUAUCUAAUGAUUACAAUUUUAAUAACUUGAGAGCUAGCAGUCUCGAUUAUUCCUUGCCUCGCUCUAAAACGGUCGAAGAAGAAAUGUCCGAGAAUUUAUUAGGGAAGCGUUUAUGCGAUGAAAAUCUUAACGAUGUUAAGCAUAUAAGAGAUAUAAGCCAUAUGGACGAUCAAGUAGGCAUCACGAAUGAUAUUGCCUUACAAGGUUUUUAUUCCUCCAUAUCCAACGUUGACAUUAAGGCCUUACGUACAUCCGGUCAAGAACAUACCCGUAUCCCUAUAUUUCCCCACUGCACCUCAACCUCAACGAAUGCUAUCUCGGAUCAUCUAAAAGUCGGAUAUAAUUAUAAUAAAAAUUCGCAAAAUUUAGCCGAAGAUAACAACACCGUUUGCCGCUCAUACGAUUUCGAUAGAAACAACCCCUUCUACGUUGUACCUGAUUUUUGCGGAAAUUUUUUCGAUAAACUUUUGAGGGAAAAAUUUGGUCGCAGACUUAUAGCUCCGCCUUUCAUUUACCAUGUUUCUCGGCUCUUACCUAUAACUACGGAAAUUCCUGAAGUGCGUCAUCCUAUAUUCUGCUUAUCUAUGAGGGGAUUAAAUUUAUGUUUUUCGCAAUUUACCGACACCUUAAAAUUGACAAAUUUGGUAUGCAUAUCUCAAUAUAUGGGAGCGACUGUUAGGAAAAAAUUUAAUAGUGCGAAAGUCACCCACUUAAUCGCGUUAACUGCUCAAGGAGACAAAUACAGAGCCGCAUCUAAUUUAGGCAAACCUAUCAUGAGUCAAGAUUGGAUUAUUUACUGCUGGGAAAGAAGAUUCGAUCUUGAUUUCGUUCCGACCAAAGAAGAAAUUAUUACACGUUUCAAGUUAAAACCAUUCGUGGGAUGCAAUUUGAGUUUUAUAGGAUUUUCAAACGAAGAAAAGUUACACAUGGAAGAUCAAGCCAUUGCCAAUGGAGCUAAAAUUUUGGACUGCGAAGAUCCCAAAACUACUCAUAUAGUAGUAGACGAACAAAACGUAAAGACCGAAAAUUUAAACAUAAACGCUUGCGAUAGAAACAAUUUGCUUAUCGUCAAGGCGGAGUGGUUCUGGGUCAGUAUUCAGCUGGAUUUUUGCGCCGAUGAAAAAUUAUACUACUUUUUGACCCAAAAUCAAGAUAAAUUCCUCAACGGGUCUCUAUGUAAUACUCCUUCAUCUAACUCCACUACCUCUAUCCUAAAUAGUAAUAACGGUCCUAACAAUUGUAAUAACAAUAUGCUGGAAAUCAGUACCAACAUAAGUCUCGCCAACAAGCUUCUGAGGGAAAGAUCCUACUCCACAUCCAUUCUAGAUUCUUCUGGAGACAAUUCAUUGUUAUUGCAAGGACUCGGGGCUAUCAACGAAAGCCCCGUUGUAUUAUCAUCCGAUCUCUCCUCAAUUUUAAAUUACAAUCAAUGCCAUUCGGCCCGACAAAUGACGGCCGUUGAAAUUUUGAAUACGGAAAAAAAUUAUAUCACGUGCCUGGAAUUAAUUAAAAAUGUGUACCACAAACCCUUGGAAGAAAAUAAACCGAACCUUAACACCCUUCUUUCAUUAACCCUCAAUCCAAAUAACCUCAAUAACAAUUUUUCCAAUAUGCAAGACGAUAUAUCUGACCACUCUAUUCAUUACAAUUCAGGCAAUCCGAGUUCCGUGGUUAGCGCAAGUAAACCCUUGCUCGAUCCCACAGAGAUAAAAGCCAUUUUCGGAAAUUUACCGCCCAUCUACGAAGUGCACAAGAGAAUGCUCGUAGAUUUAUCCAGGUUGCUCAGAAAUUAUACGGAAGAAAGUUGUAUAGGCAACGUUAUAUUAGCACACGUUGACGGAAUGAUCAAAGCAUACCCACCUUUCAUUAAUUUUUUCCACGACAGUAAAAACACGCUCAAAUUUUGCGAUCAAACUAAGCCCAAGUUUCACGCCUUCCUGAAAAUAUGUCAGAAUAAAGUCGAAUGUGGUAGACAAAGCCUCGAAGAUCUAUUAAUUCGACCCGUACAAAGAUUACCUAGCCUAAUUUUGUUGUUAUCAGAUUUAUUGAAACACACCCCUCAACAUAGCGAUGAUAGGGUUGCUUUGGACGAAGCUAUCAAUGCUGUUAAGAACGUUUUAGACCAGAUCAACGAAGGAAAACGUAAAACAGAAACCCAACUCCAUAUGUUUGAAAUUGUCAACGAUAUAGAAAAUUGUCCUCCUAACCUGUUAUCUUCCCAAAGAACAUUUAUAUUCAAAGCCUUCGUGCAGGGUUUAACUAAUGAGCCAUCGGUUAAGGGCCGACAUUUAGCCAUAUUCUUAUUUAAUGAUUGCCUGGAGAUAUGCAAGCGCAGAAACGCUCCAAUAUCUCUCAACAAACUUACAAAUCUUAAUUUCCUCACUUCUUCAUCCCUCAAUCACCCUUCAGCUGCUACUAAUUUGAACAAUAGCCAUUACCCGGUAUCAAAAUCUAACCCCAACAUGUUAACUUCCAACGUUUCAAAAAAUAUAUUGAAUCCCUCUAAUUUGAAUGAUCCUACAGCUAUUAAACAUAACCCUCUCCCCUUACCGUUCAAUUCAUGUAGUAAUAAUCAAUGUGCAGAUUCAGGGAUCAAAAUGGAUAUUCAAAGCAAAACAAAUCAAUUUAUAUCCAUUCCUAACAAUAUAAAUGAUACAAACCGGUCCAAUAAAAUCACCAAAAUUACCAGCACUUUAAGUAACGCUAGUAGCUUAACAAGCAGCCUGGGCCCCGUUGCUAAAAGCGGUGUUAAAAAUUACAAGCAUGUGGAACUUCUUCAUUUAUCGCACGUUAAAAUCAUAGGGGAUAUUGUUGACAAUGAAGAAUUUAUGAACUCCUUUGCCAUAAUAUGUAGUCACAAUUCGAAUCAAUAUACCCGGGAAGGUAGGUUACUGCUAUUUUCGGUCGAAGACGAGGAACCUCUCAAAAAACCUUACAUUCUCGAGGCCUUGCACAAAAACACCGUCAAUACUUUAUGUCUCUCCGAUGGGAGGUCCAUAUUACACCCAAUUCAUCCAGAUCAAAUCAACAUAUCGAGUCCUAUCGCAGGAACAAACGUUAAUGGAACCAUAUCAAAAGCUUUCAGAAACGCUAAAAAGCUACUGAGUCGCAAAAUGAGUCGCGCAUUCAGCUUCAAUAAAAGCACCCCAUUCAAGCUCAAACGAACCGUCUCCACUAUAUCUACCUUGGCCACCAGUCCUGCUCUUUGCUCAAAUUUAGACUCCGAAAAUAAUUGCGAAACCUUUGAUCCAAUUCCAUUUAAUCAUCAUAAACAAGAACAGACCUGCAAUGAGUUAUUGGUUUCUAACUCCAUCAUUAAUAACGGUUAUUGUGCUCCCAUGUAUCACCACCAAGAUAUCAAAAUUCGAUCCAAAACAAACUUGAUAUCUAUGUCUCCAUCUUUUCCCUUACCAAACCUUAUGCACAUGCAACAUCCUAGCUUUUCCAUCGAUACACAACAUUUUAGAAACGAGGACGAUGAAAUCAUUCGAAAGAAAAAUGGCAACUCAUCCAACAAGUUGACACCUCGGUAUCUAAGCCUAGUUCCUUCUCGCAAUUUUUCAUUCGCUUCCCUAACCGCCACUCCUUUUAAGCAAUCUCAUCCAAAAUCCGACGACCAGAUGAUCGAAAAAAUUGUUAAAAAUUAUCAUAAGAUAGAUACGGCGUUUGAUUGUGACAGAGAUGUAACAUUGAUACAUAAACUAUGAAUAUUGAUAUGAAGACCGAGAAAAAUGAUUGCAAAACAAUUAUGAAAGAUAUUUAAAAAAAUUAACUUUCAUGAAUUGUGAAACUUUAAAAAAAAAUUUCGGUAAAGCCUCAAAAAAGUCAUGACCAUGUCUAUUGUGACUAUUAAAAUUUAUAAUGCAAAAAUCAAUUAUAGCCCGAGGCGAUAUUAUUUUAAAUUAAAUCAGGGCAUCCUUUGAACGCGCUAAUUUAUAAAUAACCAAGCAUUUUAAAAAAAUUUUUAGCGUAAAUUUGAUAAAAAUUAACUUAUUCUCGAAGAAACUAAAUUGCCUCCCCCUUCCAUAUUUUUUCAAAACAAAUUUAGUAAACGCGAUCAGUAUCAUUCAAAAAAUCUAUAAAAUUAUAGAAUUAUUUUUAAUUUCCUAGACCCGAAUAUGCUAAAAUCUCUUACAAAAUUGGCAUUUUUUUGAGUCAGCCCCCUCCCUUCCCUCCCAAUAUUUAUUAAUAUAAAAAAUAUAAAUUUGAAUCAAAGUAAAGCAUAAUGACUAAUAAGAAUAACUAAUUUAUUUCGUUUAUAUUUUAUAAGUCUUCUUCUUUUUUUAAAAAAAUUUAAAAAUUAUUAUUCAACUAAUUUUUAUGAAUGAAUAACAACUGAUUUGUUUUUAAAUAUAUUCGUAAUAUUUACAAAUAAUAUUAUUUUAAGGCACUUAGAAAAUAUAAUAAAUAAGCAUUAUAUUGCUUCUCCCUUUAAAAAAACAUUCAAUUUUUAUAAAAAAAUAAUAAUAUUUAGAGAGGGAAGGUUUUUCUAAAUCGUGACCUCCUUGAUGUCACCUUUUUUAUAUCAUAAUUAUUUUAAUCGCAAAUUUAUUAUUCCACAAGCAUCCAAAUCAACGAGUCAUUUAUUUCAAUUAAUUGUGAUAUUCAUUUUUUUUUUAAACCAAUUAUUUGAUUAAAACUUAUAUUUACAUAUUCUUUGUUUGUUUUGACUAUUUAAAACUGUAAAUUCUCAAAAUCAUAUCAUUUAAAAUUAAUAUUUUACAAACCUUAUAUUUUAGAUAAAAUUUAUAAUUUUAAAUCUUAUAAGAUUUUUACGAUUGAUUUUUCAUAUUAUAUAUUUCAAACAUUUUUAACAAAAAUAAAUAAAAUAUGGCCAUGACUACAGAUAGCACCCAAAAAAUUUUUCUUUAAAACAGAAUAUAUAUAUAUAUACACACAACUAAAUUAAAAUUUUAACUUGAUAUUAGCGCCAUCUAGACUACUAAAAUAAUUAGGAGAAUUUUUGGAACUGUUCUGUAGUCAGACCAAAGAAAAAUACUGAGUUCGCAUAAGGGUAACACUUAAUUAUACAUUAAUCCGUUUACAAAAUUUUGAUAAUUUAUUUAUAUUUAUAUCAACAUUUAUUAUAUUCUCCUUUUUUAUUACCUUAUAAAAAUAAAUUUUUAAAUUAACCCACAUAAUAUUACGACAC
This is a messenger RNA of Gordionus sp. m RMFG-2023, 5827 nucleotides long. RefSeq names its product protein ECT2-like. The transcript is spliced from 23 exons. Gene Ontology annotation, cellular component: nucleus; cell cortex. Gene Ontology annotation, biological process: activation of GTPase activity; intracellular signal transduction; regulation of cytokinesis, actomyosin contractile ring assembly. The record is from RefSeq and is a predicted model, not a curated record. NCBI's taxonomy places the organism in Eukaryota, Metazoa, Nematomorpha, Gordioida, Chordodea, Parachordodidae. Gene Ontology annotation, molecular function: GTPase activator activity; guanyl-nucleotide exchange factor activity. The coding region runs from base 57 to 4382 and encodes 1441 amino acids.